UUCCGCACAUCACUCCCAUCACCAAACCGACUUCAUGCUGCAAACAAGAAGCAGCAGCAGCAGCAGCAGACACACCCGAGGCGAGCCAGACCUCACUGGUGCGGUCUGGUGGUGUCACCGCAGCCGCUAAACCAGGAAAAGAAAGACAUAUUUAACGGAACAAUGUGAUGCUGUUGUCUUCUUCUUGUUGUUGUUUUUUUGUAGUGUUGGCAUAUCAUGAUCGCCUGUGAAGGAGACGACGUUGUCUGCAGUUUGGUGCAAGAUGAGCAGUAAAAGAGAGAGGGAGCAGAGGAAGAAGCUGCAGCACUUUCUAAGUGACCUGGCUCUACUGGGGUCACUGCAGGGGUUUAAAUACUUCCAGCCUUGGCUAAGAGGGAAAGAGGAGUUGCUGCUGACGGUCGUCAAUGAGGAUCUGGGUUGGCGCUCCCCGGGUUUCGUUGUCUCCAGAGCCUCCUCCUUUUCCUCCACCAGCAGUUGUAACAGCAGCGAUGUCUCCCGCAGCAGCAGCUCCCCUUGCCUGGACAGCCGGAGCAGCUCACCCCUACCCGGGGAGCCUCCGGGCCCACGAGAACCUCAGUCGCACACUAAAACCCAACCACAGACUGCCAGGGACACCAGCAGUGAAGAGCACCUCCUCCCAGCAUCUCCCAGCGAAAGAGAGAUAGCAGUGCCUGAGGUGAACUGCACUCUGUUUUUACUGGCCGGCUACGUCAAGUACGGACGGCCCUACGCCUGGAUACGCUCCAAUCACGAGCGCCUGGUCAACAUCGGAGGCACAGAUUCGAUGGUCAAGGACACGCCCAUGAAACUCAAGUCCAUCGCAGACUGGCAGACACGAGGUAUUCGUGUGUGGGACGUCGUCAGCGAGCUGGUGUCCCUGUGCACCAUUCCAUCUCCCUCCAACCCCUUCGCCCUGGACAUGCGUUACAUCAAAAGCCUUCCCCUCCCUGACCGCUUCCUCGUCACGGGCGCUCUCCUCAACUUUCUGGAGAUGUACGUGGUGUACGGGAACAGGGACGAGCUGCACUAUGACAAAGUGGUAGAGGAGGUGAAACCUCUCAGGCGUCUUCACGUCCAGUCCCUGCUGGAGUUACAGCGACACAGAGAGAGCUCGGGGUCAACCGGCAGUCCCGCGGUGCAGGACUCUUCUGGAGAGGAGUGACUAAAGAUUGUUCGUAUGUGAGACAAGAUAUGCUUGGUGCACUUUUAUUGACCUCUAGUAGUAAAGUGUGUGAAAACUCAUCAUAAAGACUCAAUUUAUGUCGUUUCAGGUUUGUCUUUUUGCCGCGUCUGACACAUUUCAUAAGAUUUCAAGUGUGUUUAUGUAACAUGUACGAACAAAACGUCUGGUGAGAGCUCGUCACAGUGUUGUACAGACCGUUCAGCUUCAAGGCUGUCCAGUUGGAGCUUUAUCUGCGUCUUUACUUCAGUCGGAAGGUAGUCACAUGUAUCAGUUUUUGAAAACACUGAAGGAACAACCCUGGGAAAUAAGUCACAUGACUGAGAUUAAACAUCCCAGGACCUCUCUGGAUGUCUUGCCCUGCCACACUAACUGUCCAAUCCCGUUCUCCCCACACACACACUUAACAGGAAUUCGGUUUUCUUCAAGCCAAAUAUAACUUCUUUUUUUAAAGUUAAGCGUUCAAGCCUGGAAACCUCUGGGGGUCAAAGCUACAGAAGUUGAAGCUGGUUAAAUAUUUGUCUUGUUGAAAGUCACAGCAGUGCGAGAAGAACAACAUGUACAGACAAACAAAAGUUGUUGUUAUUAAAAAAAGGUUUUAAUAUUUCAUAAAAUACAUAUUUAAUUAAAUAUGUACAAUAACAUAAAAACAGUACACUGAUAAAAUACGCUCGCCUUAAAGCAGGCACUUUAACCCCCGUCUCUGAGACUGGAGUUGUGCCGUUUGUAAUUGAAAAGAUACACCAUAAAUACAAAAAGUUAAAAUAAAAAACCUAGUGGCACAUCAUUCAAAAAACACCUUUCCUGGUUUAAAAUAAAAAAU
This is a messenger RNA of Larimichthys crocea (large yellow croaker), 2003 nucleotides long. RefSeq lists its product as hypothetical. The transcript is spliced from 8 exons. The coding region runs from base 263 to 1162 and encodes 299 amino acids. The record is from RefSeq and is a predicted model, not a curated record. NCBI's taxonomy places the organism in Eukaryota, Metazoa, Chordata, Actinopteri, Sciaenidae.